CCCCGGCCCGCCUGGCGCCGGCCCGGCAGCCCCCCGGGAGCGCGGCGGGAUGGCGGACGGAGGGUACGGGUGGUACCGGGCGGUGAUCUUCACGGCGAUGUUCGUCGGGUACACGCUGUACUACUUCAACCGGAAAACCUUCUCUUUCGUCAUGCCCGCCGUCAUGGCCGAGGUGCCGCUGGGCAAGGACGAGCUGGGGCUCAUCACCAGCAGCCAGUCCGCAGCCUAUGCCAUCAGCAAGUUCAUCAGCGGCGUUCUGUCCGACCAGAUGAGCGCCCGGUGGCUCUUCUCGUCCGGCCUCCUGAUGGUGGGUCUGGUCAACGUGGUCUUCUCCUGGAGCUCCACCGUGACGGCCUUUGCCGGGCUCUGGUUUCUGAACGGGCUGGCUCAGGGGCUCGGGUGGCCGCCCUGUGGGAAGAUACUGCGGAAAUGGUUUGAGCCUUCCCAGUUUGGGACUUGGUGGGCAAUCCUGUCUACAAGCAUGAACUUGGCUGGAGGCUUAGGCCCCAUUGUUGCUGCUCUUGUGUCUCUCAACUACGAUUGGCGCAUGACUAUGUCCUUCUCUGGCUUCAUCUGCGUGGUUGUCUCUUUUGUUUGCCUUGUCCUGAUUAAAAAUGAGCCAUCGGAUGUUGGGCUACCCAACAUUGAACAAGGAAUCAAGAAAGGGAAGAAAGGUUCUUCUAGCGACAAUAGCACUUUGACAGAGCUGCUCCUCUCGCCAUACCUUUGGGUGCUCUCAACAGGCUACCUGGUCGUUUUUGGAGUGAAAACAUGCUGUACUGACUGGGGACAGCUCUUCCUGAUCCAGGAGAGGGGACAAUCUAUGCUUGUGGGUAGUUCCUAUAUGAGUGCCUUGGAGAUUGGGGGCCUGGUGGGAAGCAUUGCUGCUGGAUACCUUUCCGACAGAGCAGUAGCAAGAGUCGGUCUGUCAAACUAUGGGAAUCCUCGGCACAUGCUGCUGCUUUCCAUGAUGGCAGGGAUGUGUGUUUCCAUGUUUCUUUUCCGGGUAACAGUCACAGGUGAUUCUCCCAAGGAAAAUCACUUCUGGACUGUAGCCUUGCAACCUCUAGCUGAUCUUACAGGCCUAAAAGAACAUGAGCUGUGGAUACUGACUCUGGGAGCUGUGUUUGGGUUCUCCUCAUAUGGGCCGAUCGCUCUGUUUGGGGUGAUAGCCAACGAAAGUGCCCCUGCCAACCUCUGUGGCACCUCUCAUGCCAUUGUGGCUCUCAUGGCCAAUGUUGGGGGCUUUCUGGCUGGACUGCCCUUCAGCACCAUUGCCAAACACUACAGCUGGGCCACAGCCUUCUGGGUGGCUGAAAUCACCUGCACUGGUAGCACCGUCGCUUUCUUCUUACUGCGGAACAUCCGCACCAAAAUGGGCCGAAUUCCCAGGAAGACUGACUGAGGAUAAGCUGCUUGGUGAAACGGAUGCUCCUGCGCUGACACAUUAUAUUCAGGUUUUAUUUAACUGGCCUAGGAGUGAGUUUAACUAGUGCUGCAACCUACAUAAAAAUGUGACAACUUCUCAUUUGCUUUCAUGUGCCUGAAGGCACAAAGUUACUGAUACUGAUUGCUUUAUCCCUUGAGAUGUGAUAAUUCAGCCAGUUCACAUGUGCAGUGAUUGCACUGUAUGACCUUUAUACAGCACUAUUGGUGAAGCAGGCAGGUUUCACGGCCCGAGCUAUUCAACUGAAAGUGCUGUAAAAUGCCUGGCUGGUUUCAGGUGCUGUCACAUUUAGUUUUGUUCUUAUUGUCGGUCUUAACCAUUAACUGUUAAUUUAGCCUCGUUGUUUAGGGACACUGAUGUACACCUUUUCUACAUUCAUUCAUCCUUUGCAACUGCUGUAAAUGCGGCUAUCUUAGUUGACUUGGGUGUGAGCUCUCUGCUGUCUCUGCCCUGGAACCACAACAGACCAGUGAAUAAUUAGUACAGUACAGCUUCACAGCUUUACCCAGGAUUGUUUUAUAUAAGCUAGGGUGUUGUUAUGCUCUGGACAAGUGGAACACUAAUGUAGUGCUGUGAUGUGAUUCUCCUCAGCACUUAGAAAUAGGCAAGUUUCCAAGAAAUUGUUGAUAGUUCAGGGGAAAGCAUUUAGAGAAGCUCCUUCUGUUGAACUGAUCCUGCCCAGUGUGAUUUCUGUGUACAGUGUUAAUGAUUUGCAAAGUAGCAGCUGCUGCCAAAUCUGAUUUGCAGAGCGUGCUCUGCAAGCUGCUAGAAAAACUGACUGCAGCAGGCAUUGCAAUAGCAGCUGUCACUGGCACACAUCUUCUGCAGCUGGGUUUUAUGAUAGCUACUAUUUCUAGUAUUGGCUUGUAUUUUAUCAGUAAAAGAUGUGUAGCAUAGAAUGUUUUCAGGCAAAAACUGCAUCUCUCAUGGCUGUAGGUAAGGGCUUGGGCUAUCUCAGAGAGAAGGCCUGAGCAGGAAUAUUGCUGACAGCAGGCAGCACUGAUCUAUCCAACCUACCACUUUUGGCAAUAAGUAGACUCAAGUUUUUAACCAGGAUUUUGUUGAAUAUCCUUGCAUUUUCCCUAGGAAGAUGUAUUGAUUUGGGGUACUGGAAAAGGGGAGUUCAACUCCUGAAGAACCACAUGUACUUUGCUGAACAGCUCGGUUGCAAGAGUAGAUGGUCAGUCUUAAAAUAAUGGAAGCAAAUUACAUUUUGUACUUAAUUAUAUGAUCUUCUACUAUCUGUGAAAUAAAAAUGGAGCAGUGGCA
Molecule: messenger RNA, 2716 nt
Organism: Oxyura jamaicensis (ruddy duck)
Lineage: Eukaryota; Metazoa; Chordata; Aves; Anseriformes; Anatidae
Gene: SLC37A4
Product: solute carrier family 37 member 4
Exons: 9
Coding region: 50-1405 (451 amino acids)
Biological process (GO): glucose-6-phosphate transport; phosphate ion transmembrane transport
Cellular component (GO): endoplasmic reticulum membrane
Molecular function (GO): glucose 6-phosphate:phosphate antiporter activity
Source: RefSeq, a predicted model, not a curated record